Molecule: messenger RNA, 4758 nt
Organism: Scatophagus argus
Lineage: Eukaryota; Metazoa; Chordata; Actinopteri; Scatophagidae
Gene: a2m1
Product: alpha-2-macroglobulin-like protein 1
Exons: 36
Coding region: 99-4571 (1490 amino acids)
Cellular component (GO): extracellular region
Molecular function (GO): endopeptidase inhibitor activity
Source: RefSeq, a predicted model, not a curated record
ACUUUGUGUCUCUGCCCGCAGUGGGGGUGGCAGGCUGGAAGUGCGUCCUCCUCCGAGUUGUCCUGCUGCUUGCAAAGCACCGACUCUUCUCUGCAGACAUGGCACCUGUUGUCCAAAUGUUUGCUGUCCUCAUCGCAUCAACGUUCCUACAAACUGCGACAUCGGCCCACCUCAAUGAUACUAUUUUCGCAGUGACCGUGAGCUCCCAGGUAAAAGGAGGGGAACAGGCGACCCUGUGUGCCCAGAUCCACGGUCCUACAGAACCCGUCUCUCUGACCGUUACCCUCGAGAUGGCCUCUGGCAGCAGCAUCAUCCUGGAGGAGGCUGUGAAACAGGACUUUUACCGCUGCUUGAACUUCCAGGUGCCGAUAGUGCAUGCCAGAACUGUGGCAGCUAUUAAUGUCACUCUUCAGGGUGAGAGCGCCUCAUUGAGCAAGAAGGCCAAAAUCCUCAUUGCGCCUCCUGUUUUUAUCCAUAUCAUCCAGACUGACAAACCUAUCUACAAACCAGGACAGACUGUCAAGUUCCGAAUCGUCUCUAUGGAUACCAAUUUCAUCCCUGUAAAUCGAGUGUACAAAGUGGUGGAGCUCCAGGAUCCCAAUUCAAAUCGCAUUGCCCAGUGGUUGGACAAGACUGUUGUUAGCGGCAUCCUUGAUCUUUCCCACCCCAUGAUUCCUGAGGCAGUACAAGGACACUACGUGAUCAGGGCCUCCACAGACAAAGGAGAGCAUAUAUCUCACAGCUUUGACAUCAAAGAAUACGUUUUGCCAAAAUAUGAAGUAAAGGUUCACCUACCAGAAGUGAUUACCAUCCUGGACCAAGAGGCAACAAUGAAGAUUUGUGGAAAAUACACCUAUGGGAAGCCAGUUAUUGGUUCAGUGAAGGCUGUGUUUUGUAGAAACGCUAUCCGGUUUUACUGGUAUUCAAGGGUCCAAGGAAAUGACCUCUGCAAGACAUAUGAACUGACGACUGAUAAAAGUGGUUGUGCAGCACAAGUUGUGAAUGUGACAGAGUUUGCCCUCAACAAGAACAUGUACGAUGACAGCUUUGAUGUGAGUGCUGAGAUGGAGGAGUUUGGCACAGGGGUCAUUCUCAAAGGCAAUGGACAGACUAGCUUCAGCAGUCACAUCAGAACCGUCACCUUCGAGGAUGUACCUACAGCGUACAAGCCUGGCAUCCCGUUUGAAGGAAAGGUCAAAGUGGUCGGUCCUGACAACAAACCUGUCACUAACGAGGCAGUGUACCUGUUUGCUGGAGAAUCGCAAAACUUAACGCUUACUACAGACAUGAAAGGCAUGGCUUCAUUUUCUCUGGACACCACCCACUGGACGGACACUGUGAAUCUAAACGCGAGGUCCAGGAAGAAGGAGGAGCAUGAGCCAUAUGUGGCCAACCUCCGUAGACCAGAGUACAGGUCAGCCUACCAUCACGUCGCUGCAUUUUACUCCAAGAGCAGUAGCUUUGUGAAGCUCAUGCAGGUCAAUGGAAAGAUCUCUUGUGGCAAAGAUGCGCUUGUGCGUGCUCAGUACAUCAUCCAGGGGGAGGAGCUAAAGAAGGGGCAGGAAGGUCUCGACUUCUUUUAUCUGGUGCUGUCCAGAGGUGGAAUUGUGCAGCAUGGUCGUGUCCCAGUGGCUGUUAAAGCAGGAUCUGUCAACAAAGGAGAGCUAUCCAUAUCACUCCAUCAGGUUACAAACCUGGCACCAUUUGCUCAAGUGGUAGUCUACACUGUGAUGCCCAGUGGAGAGACUGUGGCUGAUAGUCAGGACUUCCCUAUUCAGCUCUGUCUCAAUAAUAAGGUUUCUCUGAAGUUCUCCUCCCUCCAGGAGCUUCCAGCAGAGAAGACUACACUCAGUCUCGAGGCUCACCCAGGCUCCCUGUGCUCUGUCAGAGCCAUCGACCAGAGCGUCCUUCUGCUGCGUUCAGAGCAAGAGCUCACUGUCGACUAUGUGUACAGCCAGCUGCCUUUGCAGAAGCUGACAGGAUACACCUAUGAGGUUGAAGACUUUGAGCCAUAUCCCUGCUUCCCCUUGCCAGUGCCAGAGCCUGAGAUCGAACCUGAACCUGAACCUGAACCUGAACCUGAACCCAAACCCAAACCUGAACCAGAACUAGAGAUGGAGCUGGAGGUGGACGCAGCUGGUCGAGCGAAGCGCUCAGUCUUCUUUGGACCACCUGAUCAGAAGAAUGAUGUCUACAGCAUUUUUAAAGAAAUAGGAAUCAAGAUUCUGACUAACUCUGAUGUGAAAAAACCUUAUAACUGCUUUGAAACGCACGUGGACUUUCUGUACUAUGGUUCUGAUGUAUUGGACUCUCCAGUUCCCAUGGCCUUCAACAUGAUGCCACAGAGUUCAGGUGGUGUGCUGAGAGGUAAAGAGGAGACGAAGGAGACCGUCAGGGCAUUCUUCCCUGAGACCUGGAUUUGGGACCUGGUUACUGUGGGAGACAGUGGGUCAGUGAAUGUAGAGAAGACAGUCCCUGACACCAUCACAAAGUGGGCAGCUGGAGCUUUCUGUGUCUCCUCGGUGGGCUUUGGCGUGUCGCCCAACACGGGACUGACUGCCUUCCAGCCGUUCUUUGUCAGUCUCACCUUGCCCUACUCUGUCAUCCGAGGGGAGGUGUUCACACUCAAAGCCACUGUCUUCAACUAUGUCUCCAAAUGCAUUAUGGUGCAGGUAACACUGGCGGAUUCAGACCAGUACACCUUCAGAAACUGUGAUGGCUGCCAGUACAGUGUGUGCCUGUGUGGGGAGGAGAGCACGACCUUCUCAUGGAUUGUCACUCCAACAGCCCUAGGUCAGGUGAAUCUGAAGGUCAGAGCAGAGGCCCUGAAGACUGAUGUACUAUGUGGCAAUGAGGUGGCUGCCGUCCCCGACAUGGGCCGAGUCGACACAGUGAUCCGCACCCUGCUGGUGGAGGCUGAAGGAACACCACAGAUGGUCAGUCAUAACGCUCUUCUAUGUCCUGCAGAGGGGCCUGUGGAGAAGAAAAUCUCUCUUCUGAUGCCUGAGAUGUUUGUUGCUGGAUCAGCCAGGGCCUCUGUCUCUGUACUAGGCGACCUGAUGGGCCGGGCCAUGAAGAACCUGGACAAGCUGCUGGCUAUGCCGUAUGGCUGUGGGGAGCAGAACAUGGUGCUGUUUGCUCCCAACAUCUUCAUCCUUAACUACCUGAAAAGCACAGGUCAGCUGACCAAGGAGAUUCAGGACAAGGCAACGCGCUUCCUGGAGAGCGGAUAUCAGAGGGAGCUUACCUACAAGCAUGAUGACGGCUCCUACAGUGCCUUUGGGAAGAGCGAUGAGUCUGGAAACACCUGGCUGACCUCUUUUGUGAUGAAGUCCUUCGGCGGGGCGAGACCGUACAUCUUUGUGCUUCCCAAACACAUUGAAGAUGCCAAGACGUGGCUGUCCAAACUCCAGCGGCCUGACGGCUGCAUCAGAUCUGUGGGGAAACUCUUCCACAAUGGCAUGAAGGGCGGAGUGAGUGACGACGUGUCCCUGACUGCCUACAUCACCGCCGCCCUGCUGGAGCUGGACACCAAUGUCACGGACCCAAUGGUUCAGAACUGCCUGAGCUGUCUCAAGGAAGCAGUGGGCGGGCAGCUGGACAACCUGUACACCACUGCCCUGCUGUCCUACACCUUCACUCUGGCUGGAGAUGAGGAGAUAAGGAGCAAACUCAUCACAUACCUGCACCAAAAGUCCAACACACAGGGAGGGACCCGUCACUGGGACAGAGCAGGGGCUUCUGGGAAAGGCCUAGACUCUCUGGAGGUGGAGAUGACCUCGUAUGUGCUGCUAGCUCUCCUGUCCGGACCGGCCAUGCCAGAGUUUGGUCUGGAUUACUCCUCUGGCAUUGUCCGCUGGCUCGCUCAGCAGCAGAACCCGUACGGAGGAUUCUCUUCCACACAGGACACCGUGGUGGCCCUCCAGGCUCUGGCUAAGUACGGCGCUGCCACCUACAGCGCGGAGGGCAGCACUACAGUGACCGUGACAUCGUUAGGGGGCCUGAACAAAGAGUUCACGGUGGAUCAGAGCAACAGGCUGCUGUACCAAGAGGAGAAGCUGAGCGAGGUCCCCGGAGAGUACACAGUCGGAGCCCAGGGACAGAGCUGUGUGCUGGCACAGAUCUCCAUGCAUUACAACGUUCCCCCUCCCCCUGACUUCUCUGCCUUCAACAUCUCUACCAGCACAAUGACCAAGUGCAACAUCAGCAGGCCUCAGCUCAUUCUCUUUGUGCAUGUCAGGUACCAGGGCAGGAGAGAGGAAACAAACAUGGUCAUCAUCAACAUCAAGCUGCUGUCUGGAUACAUUCUGGAUAAGAGCUCACUGCAGCUGCUGAAGAAUGACCGCUCAGUGAAGCGUGUGGACGUGGAGGAAGGAUUCAUCAACAUCUACUUGGAUGGGCUGAAGAAGGAUGAGACAAAAAUCUACAGCGUGACAGUAGAGGAGGAUGUGCCUGUCAGGAACCUGAAACCAGCUGUGGUCAAAGUCUAUGAUUACUACCAGACAAGUGAUGAGGCAGUCACUGACUACAUGUCCCCCUGUGCAGAGAGCGACACCGUCAACGAGCUGUAAAGUCCAAGCGGAAAUGCUGAAGAAAGCCCUGACGGGACUUGUUUCAGUUGGAAGAAUCACUGUAUCAGAAAAAGAAACCUAGAUGUUCAUUUUUUUUUCUUAAACUGUCCCUUUUUUUUGUUUUUUUUUUAAUUUUAUUUUUUUUACUUCUUUGAAACCAUUUUAGUUCUGUUUCAAUGCAAUUGAA